This is a messenger RNA of Malassezia restricta, 1674 nucleotides long. Its product is annotated as NADPH-dependent medium chain alcohol dehydrogenase. Gene Ontology annotation, molecular function: DNA-binding transcription factor activity, RNA polymerase II-specific; RNA polymerase II cis-regulatory region sequence-specific DNA binding. Gene Ontology annotation, biological process: regulation of transcription by RNA polymerase II. Gene Ontology annotation, cellular component: nucleus. The coding region runs from base 1 to 1674 and encodes 557 amino acids. The record is from RefSeq and is a predicted model, not a curated record. The transcript has a single exon. NCBI's taxonomy places the organism in Eukaryota, Fungi, Basidiomycota, Malasseziomycetes, Malasseziales, Malasseziaceae.
AUGCAAAAGCCGAUCCUAGAUUUGCGCUGCACUCCGUGCUGUGACGACCAUGCGCCGAUGUGCAAUGAAUGUGACGAGGCAGCUCACUGUCCAGACGCCGCAGAAUCUAUCAUUUGCUAUGAUCCACACUGUGCCGAGCCGCCAUGUGAGCAAGAUCAUAUGAGCCAGGCCCUUUCGUUUGGCAUCCUUCCAUGCUGCCCAGUUCCAUCCGUAUCGGGGAGAUGCUGCACGACUCCAACUGACACUAGUUUUCAUGACCCAGCCGCGGCUGCCAUGACCGCACCAUGCUCGCUACCUUCGACCUGUACAUACGACAUGUGUGCCAGAGGCUUGGAUCUUAUUUGCCACGAAGCGGACAUCCAUCAUACUCAACCAUGUGAACAAGAUGCCAACUCAGGCAAUUGUGUGAGUGUGUGUGAUGGAUACGUCAGGCCAUGGCAUGCAUGUUCGACCUUUGGACUGAAUAACGACAUGGAGUUUGCUUACCCACAAGGCGCCUUUGACCCUUGCUGCGCGCCGUGUACGGACCCUGUAUCGUGUCACGCUCCAUGUUUUGAUGUCCCACCCUCCUUCGUGUCCAUGACCCCACGCCGCUCGGCGCCAUCAAUAUGGCGUUCUUCGGAGGAGCCUAGUGUGAGUGGCACCUCGUGCUCUACGCCUACAUCGCAUCCGUACCCCAACACACCAGACCAGACAGACCAGGCGCUGGAUAUGCUUUCGUGCCGGUGGAAUGGAUGUGGCUUUCAAGUGCCAUCCAUGCAAGAACUCUCUCUUCAUAUGCACAAGACGCAUGUGCCGGACAUGGAUGUCCAAUCCAUCCAAAAUUAUUUCAAUGCACCUAUACCUCUUGACACGCAGAUGUCGAUGCCCGAUGCAUGGGCCCUCAAGGCGCCGAAGCCCCUAGCUCCGUCGCCGACAGAUACCGGUACGGGGGUCGCGCUGGAGUCGCAAGGUCUGCUCGACAAUGUUGUGACGGCCUGUUUGUGUCCCCUUGAUGAACAAGGCAAAAAGCAGCAUGCCUGUGGUUGGAUUCAUUGUACAGAGAGCUUUGAUACGCAUGCCGAGCUGACUGCGCAUAUUGCCGAAGUGCAUGUCGGUUCUGGUAAGACUGAAUACGAAUGUGGCUGGGUCGGCUGCGAGCGUGCCAAGCAUGGCCGCAAGUUUCAGCAGAAGCAAAAGGUACUGCGUCACAUUCAGACACACACGGGCGACCGCCCGUAUGUAUGUUCCGUGUGUCACAAGCGUUUCAGCGAGACAAGUACCUUGACGCAGCACAUGCGUACGCAUACCAAUGAGCGCCCCUACAAAUGUGAUUUUCCAGGAUGCAACAAGUCUUUCAGCGUGAUCGGCAGCCUCACUAUUCAUAAGCGCACACACACAGGUGAUCGACCGUUCAAGUGCCCGUACCCUAACUGCCACCGGCAAUUUUCGGAGAGCAGCAACCUCAACAAACAUCUGCGCGUGCACAGUGGAGACAAGCCCUUCGAAUGCCCUGAAUGCAAGCGCCGCUUCUCACGACCUGAUCAGCGGGCUCGACACCGCAAAAUCCACGCGAAACAGGUGGCAUCGACCCAUGCUGCAUCCACCUCGUCCUCCCUGGCGCCCUCGGUCAGCAUGCCACGUGCGCCCGAGGCAGGACCGAUCAUCGAGUCGGUCGCUGUCGUAGGCCUGUAG